Molecule: messenger RNA, 1299 nt
Organism: Sclerotinia sclerotiorum 1980 UF-70
Lineage: Eukaryota; Fungi; Ascomycota; Leotiomycetes; Helotiales; Sclerotiniaceae
Exons: 4
Coding region: 1-1299 (432 amino acids)
Biological process (GO): transmembrane transport
Molecular function (GO): transmembrane transporter activity
Source: RefSeq, a predicted model, not a curated record
AUGGAAGGAAGAGGUAAGAGUUUAGAUUAUUCGAAGUCAUUUGGUGAUGGCGGAGGCGAUUUAGUCCGCACGACGUCUAUCGUCGAAGUUGACGAAAUUUCCAACGAACAACCUCACCUUACAAGUGCAAGACUGAGCUCGGAACUUUCCAAAAUUAGCCCUGAGGGAGUUCAAGAUGUUGAAGCUGUCGUUGUACCCAGCGAAGGGAAGCGCCCUGAAGGCGCGAAAUUAACGAUACUCACGGUAGCAUUGAUGCUAUCUGUUUUUGUGAUGUCGCUGGAUAAAAGCAUUAUCGUUGCUGGUUUGACAGGACCUCCAUUAGGGGGACUCUUCACAGACACGCAACGACUAAGCUGGAGGUUUUAUUUUUGGAUCAAUCUUCGCACAGUUUUAUUUGUGUCAAGUAUGAUAUCUCUGUUUUUGGCUCUCCAAUGGGGAGGGACUAAGUAUUUAUGGUCGAACUCUAAAGCGUGGGGUUUGAUAUUGAGCUUUGGACUUCUCUUGACAGCUUUCAUCAUUCUACAAUUACACCUUGGUGAUAGCCUUCUCGCCUCGGCCCUCCUAUAUCUCGGCACUACCGUGCACACGUUUUACCUUCCUUUCUAUUUCCAAUCUGCCAAAGGGCCAUCAGCUGCUGGGUCAGGUCUUCAAAUGUUACCAUACACAGUCACACUUUCAGUUUCUCAGUUAGUAGUUGGAAGCGCUGUUGCUUCAAUAGGUCUUUACCUACCAUUCAUGUGGAGUGGCGCAGUAAUAUUGACCAUCGGCGCUGGUCUGCUUACCUCCCUCAAUUUAAACACAGACCUCGCCCAUCCAAUAGGCUACCAAAUUCUUGCAGGCUAUGGAUUUGGCUCGAGCAUGCAGCUUUGUGCCACAGCUGUUAGAGCAUCUGUUCUUGAUAAAGAAGAUGUACCAAUAUCUAGCGCGUUAACUAUAUUCGCACGCUUCUUCGGUGGCUCACUUGCAGCCGCACUUGCCCAGAAUAUAUUCAGAGUGGAACUUAUACACAGCUUGCAAGAUUCCGUCGCUGCUUUCGAUACUAAUGCUAUUGUUGCAGCUGGAGCAAUUGAUGGGGUCUACAUGGUCCCUGAAGCUCUAAGAGGUGUCGUCCGAGAAGCUUACAAUAUUACUGUGUCAAAAACGUUUCUUAUAGCGGUAGCAAGUGGUGGCUUAGCAUUUAUCUGUACACUCGGUAUUGAGUGGAAGAAUAUCAAAAAGCCAGCGAAGCUCCUAACACCGGAAAGAGAAAGAUCCUAUAAGAUAUGUGAGGGAACAGAAGUGAUGGAAAAGAAUGUGUAG